Protopolystoma xenopodis is the source of this 654-nucleotide messenger RNA. NCBI's taxonomy places the organism in Eukaryota, Metazoa, Platyhelminthes, Monogenea, Polystomatidea, Polystomatidae. The record is from the annotation of a GenBank genome assembly.
UUGGUUAUAUAUACCCACAUUUAUAUAAACCAACUAGAUUCUCAUCAUGAAGAAUAUUCAACAGAGCAAGAAACCUCCAAAGAAAGAGAGCAUAUUGAACAAUGCAUCCCAGUGAUAAAUAGCCUCUUCAGGCUGAGAAAGCAGCCUUUUCCUUCCGAUGGUUCCAAUCAAUCCAGCACACGUUGCAUCGCUUCUUAUCGGCUGGUGCACAUUCUUUUUACUGAGAUUAUAAGUCAAGGGGCAGAAUUUCUAACGGCUGGCCGCUUUAUCAAGCUAGUGGAAGCAACCUCCUGCCUUUUUCGCUUUCGACCUGACUCUGCUGCACAAAGCAUUAAAAAUCCCCAAGUCUCGCCAUGCCUUUCCGUCUGUCCUACAAUGACUAACAGCGAAGCAACUCAGGGCUGUCAGGAAAAGGACAAUGCAAAGAUAAUACCUCCAGUUUCUUACGGAUUUCGGGUCGAAGCCAAGGGGUCACGUAUACCUCGGUUCUCUAAUUCAUCUUCGUUUGCCUGCCUGCCAUUUCUAUCACGCAAGUCGGACGAAAAUCUCGGCACUGAAAAGGCUAAUGUAGAUAUGCUGGUGAUGGGUAUUGAAGGAUGGAACAAAAUAAUUUUGAUCAAUGCAAAAUUUGACUUGAUCUUAACUCAAGCAUAA